Gongylonema pulchrum is the source of this 672-nucleotide messenger RNA. Lineage: Eukaryota; Metazoa; Nematoda; Chromadorea; Rhabditida; Gongylonematidae. The record is from the annotation of a GenBank genome assembly.
CAGGUCCUUCAUGUGUUAUGUUUAAAGUGUGAUUUGCUUUUCAGAAUUUUUCACGGUGAAUUCGUUUGAACAGUUCUGUAUAAAUUAUUGCAACGAGAAAUUGCAAAAUUUUUUCAACGAUCGAAUACUGAAGCACGAGCAGCAGCUGUACGCCAACGAGGGCCUCAAUGUCCCCCGCAUCCAAUACAGUGACAACGAGGACUGCAUUGAUUUAUUUGAAAGGAAAGUGGAAGGUUUACUAGAUCUUCUGGAUGAGGAAGCACGUCUACCGAAGCCUUCACCGCAACACUUCACUGCUUCCGCACACCAACAGCUCAAAAAUCAUUUUCGCUUAACAACUCCGCGGAAAUCCAAACUAAGAGAGCAUCGGGACAUGCGAGAUGACGAAGGGCUGCUAAUACGUCAUUUUGCGGGAUCCGUUUGCUAUCAGACAGCGUUGUUUCUGGAAAAAAACAAUGAUGCAUUGCACGCAUCUCUGGAAAUGCUCAUGGACUGCAGCAAUUCGGCAUUUGUUCGAAAUCUCUUCUCCGCAAAUAGCAAUGACAGGUCGCUGAACAACAAUCGUAAGAAAUCACUAUCGAAUAAGCUUGCAUUCGCAUCAGUGAGCAACAAGUUUCGCAACCAACUUAACGAACUACUGAAGAAAUUGGAGCUCACCGUAUGGUUUUAAAU